This is a messenger RNA of Lycium barbarum (goji berry), 1800 nucleotides long. Its product is annotated as pentatricopeptide repeat-containing protein At4g13650-like. NCBI's taxonomy places the organism in Eukaryota, Viridiplantae, Streptophyta, Magnoliopsida, Solanales, Solanaceae. Gene Ontology annotation, molecular function: protein binding; RNA binding. The transcript has a single exon. Gene Ontology annotation, biological process: RNA modification. The record is from RefSeq and is a predicted model, not a curated record. The coding region runs from base 1 to 1800 and encodes 599 amino acids.
AUGGGAAGAGUUAAAGAUGCAGAUAAGCUGUUUGAGAAAAUACCUGAAAGAAAUGUUGUUAUUUGGUCGAUUUUGGUCCAUGGAUAUUCUAAAAAUGGGUUACAUGAGAAAUCAGUUGAAUGUUUCAACUCAAUGAGAAAUAUUGGUUUAGUGCCUAAUUCAUUCACUAUUGUGGGUGUUCUUGUUGGGGUCUCAGGAUUAAGGGACUUAAUACUUGGUCAAUCAGUUCAUGGACUGAUAGUGAAGUUGGGGUUGGAAGAUAAUUCUUUUGUGGGCACUUCACUUAUAGAGGUUUAUGCAACAUGUGGAAAAAUUAAUGACUCUUGCAAGAUAUUUGAGAACUUAAAAAGUCAAGGUUUGGUUCCAUGGAAUGCAAUGAUCAGUGCAUUUGUACAUAAUGGACUAUAUAAAGAGGCUUUCUUGAUAUUUAAUUGGUCUAGAAAGUCUGAUUUGCUUCCUAAUUCAAUGACAGUUAUGGCCUUAACACACAGCUGUGUGGCUAUGGAAUCCAAAUGCCUUUGUGAAUCUGUUCAUGCCAUGGUAGUUAAACUUGGUCUUAUGUCUGAUGUACAGGUUAAUAAUUCAGUUCUUUUUCUGUAUUCAAGUUUGAUGGGCUUACCUGCUGCUUGGGAAGUUUUCGAUACGAUGGAAGAGAAGGAUGUUAUCAGUUGGUCAACGAUGAUGAGUUUACUGGUUCACCUAGAACAUGCUUCAGAUGCCAUAAAGCUUUUCUUCCAUAUGAGAGAUUAUGAUCACCUCAUACUAAUGAAUCUCAUUUCAGCUUGUGGGAUUUUAGGAAACUUGAAGAUGGGAAAAUCUGUUCAUGCUCAAGUAUUAACUCAUGGUUUUGGAUCAGAGCUUCCUCUACUUAAUGCCACGAUUACUAUGUAUGCAAGAUGUGAGGACUUGAAUUCUUCAAGAACUGCUUUUGAUCAAUCAACCAUGAAAAGUAUGGUAUCAUGGACAUCUAUUAUUUCAGGACUUCUGCAUAACGGAAGACCCAAACAGGCACUAGAUAUGUUCAUUCGCCUUAGAAUUGAGGAAAACUUCUUCGUUGACUCAGUCGUUCUGGUAAGUACACUAGCUGCUGCUAGUGAAAUGGCUGCUUUAGAACUCUGCAUGCAGCUUCAUUGCCAUACUAUAAAAGCUGGAUUGACAAAUUAUAGAAGUAUCCAGAAUUGUCUCAUUUCAACCUACUCAAAGUGUGGGGAUGUUGAACUUGCAAACAAUGUUUUUGUGCAAAUGGCAUCUCUUCGUGAUAUUGUGUCAUGGAAUGCUAUUAUAAACGGGUAUGGUAUCAAUGGCCAUGGAGAAACUGCUCUUUCCUUGUUCUAUGAGUUCAGAAAGAGUGGAGUACCUGACAGUGCUACUUACUUGAGCAUUUUGAGUGCUUGUAGUCAUUCAGGAUUGGUUAGUGAAGGGUUGUUGCUUUUCAGUCAUAUAUUAGAAGAAAAUAGAAUCAGAAUUAGUGCAGAACAUUAUGGCUGUGUAGCUGAUUUGCUUGCUCGGGCAGGUUACUUAUCCGAUGCAAGUAAGUUCUUGGAUGGAGAAGGUAAGACUAAGACUUUUUGGAAGGCUAUAUUAAACGGAUGUGUGCGUAAUGGGGAUUUAAAUUUAGCAGAAUUUGCUGUGAGAAAGUUUCAUGAGCAGAUUCAGAAAGAUUCUGGUCAUCUUGUGCUACUCUCAAAUCUUUAUGCAUCAGUUGGAAGAUUUAAAGAUGCAGAAGCGUUGAGGUUGAGAAUGGAGGCCGAGAAAUUGAUUAAAGUUCCAGGAUUCAGCAUUCUCACUGGAAAUCUAUAG